AUGGUAGUUCAUAAUUCUUGUCAAGGUAAUAAGGGAAAUAUUUGGUUGUUUUGGAAUAAAUGUAUUGCACAACCACAAGUUAUUUCAGUUUCAAGUCAAAUGAUAAUAGUUAGUGUUGGUGAUGCUUUAAUAUCUGGUGUUCAUGCUCAUAUUAAGGUUGUUCAAAAAAGGUUUUUGUGGUAUGAAAUGCAUCUUAUAAGUGAUCUUAACAGGCCAUGGAUUAUUCUUGGAGAUUUUAAUGCAGUAAUUUCUCAAGAUGAAAAAGUUGGUGGUAGAUUACCAAAUAGGACAAGAAUGUUGGAUUUUAAUGAGUGUAUAAAUCAAUGUGAACUUCUUCCAGCUCCAAAAAAUGGUCUUCAAUUCUCUUGGUCUAAUUGUCAACAUGGAAAUAAGAGAAUACUCUAUAACUUAGACAUAGUUUUAUUCAAUCAGAAGUGGCUUCAUUUGUAUGGUGAUUGGGGUUAUAAGGUAGGUAUGAGAAUUGUUUCUGACCAUGCUCCUUUGCUUGGUGGGUGUGCAAAAGAAAAAGUUAAAGCUGCAACAAUACAUUCUGAUAAUAAUCCUUUUGAUGAAACUUCCUUAAAUGACUUAGUUCAAGCUCAAAAUGAAUAUGCAAGUAGAGAAGUUCAACAAAAAACCUUGUUGAAACAGAAAUCCAGAGUUAAGUGGAUUAAAGAAGGGGCAGCCAAUACAAUUUUUUUUCAUACAAACAUGAAGAUCAGAACUGCAAAAAAUACAAUUAAUGAGUUAGAAGAUGAUGAUGGAAAUGUACUUGUAGAUCAAGAUGCAAUUGCUCAACAUUUGAUAAAUCAUUUUCAAAAGAAAUUUGAGUAUACUCCUGUGGAAGAAGCUGAUGAAUUGUUAGAUGUAAUUCCUACUGUUAUCAAUGAAGAUGAUCAGACAAUGUUGGAUGUCAUUUCUGAGGAAGCAGAGAUUAAGAAAAUAAUUUUUGAAAUGGAUCCAGAGAGUGCUCUUAGUCCUGAUGGAUUUUCAGCAAACCAAUUCAGACCAAUUAGUUUGAGUAAUGUAAUCUUCAAGAUAUUCACAAAAAUAAUUACAAGGAGAAUGAGUGACUUAAUGAAGAAGCUAAUUUCUCCUCAACAAGUAGCUUAUGUGAAAGGAAGAAGCAUUCAUGAGAAAGUUCUUCUUGCAUAUGAACUUGUCAAUGAAAUGAAGUUUAAAAGAAGAGGUGGUAAUGUAAGUAUUAAACUUGACAUAUCUCAGGCUUAUGACACAGGAGAUCCACUAUCUCCAAUUCUCUUUGUUCUUAUGGAGGAUAUGCUUAGUAGGAAUAUCUCAUCUCUGGUGGAAAAAGGAAACUUGCAGGCUAUGGUCUCAAAAAAAGGUAUUCAUCCUACACAUCUCUUUUUUGCAGAUGAUGUAUUCAUUUUCAGUAAUGGAGGAAGGAAAAGUUUAGCCAAUCUUCUCAAGUUACUAGAUACUUAUCAAGCAUGUUCUGGUCAAGUUAUCAACAAGCUCAAAAAUAAGUAUUUAGGUGUGUAUUUGGCUCCUGGGAAUAUCACUUCUGCAAUGAUAUGGUCUAUAGUUGAGAAAAUUCAGAAAAAACUUGAUGCAUGGAAGGGGAGAUUGCUAUCAUUUCAAGACAAGGAAGAAUGGGCUCAAUUUUUUGCUGCAAAGUUUAAGACAGAAAUGGGCAGUGGACAAGGAAUUGGAAACAAUCCUCAGUUUGGAAAGGAUUAA
Papaver somniferum (opium poppy) is the source of this 1701-nucleotide messenger RNA. RefSeq lists its product as uncharacterized. The coding region runs from base 1 to 1701 and encodes 566 amino acids. NCBI's taxonomy places the organism in Eukaryota, Viridiplantae, Streptophyta, Magnoliopsida, Ranunculales, Papaveraceae. The record is from RefSeq and is a predicted model, not a curated record. The transcript has 6 exons.